AUGGCGCCUCUUGGCUGGAUCGCCACCACUGCAGGCCGCUAUUUGGUUACCGCGAGCUCUGGCAUUUCUAUCUACCCACUCGUCCGUGAUGGAGCCCGCAAACUAGCUGGUGAUGCGAGAUGGGCAUACGACUACUUCACAAGCUCUGCGACUGAGAGCUCAGCACCUCCUGCCGCAACACUACCUACACAAGCACCCCCAUCUACUUGGGUUCUGAGUGAAAGGGGUGGUAUUGGGAAUCAGAUGCAGAGUCUCUUCUCUGCUACAACAAUCGUUCUUGAAAUCAUAAAGAUGUAUCAGGCAGAGCAGAUUAGGAGAGAGCUCAAGGGUAUUGCAGACCAGCUCAGGAUCCAUAAUAACCUUGUUGCGGGAGGAGGCGGCGGCCCAGAUGGAUUCGCUCGAAAUGUUCUUGACUUCUUCAACCUCAAGGUGGCAGAGUAUACUCGUACGGAUGAUGACAGAAAGCACCGCUUCGGAAAGUACCGCUUCAAACAGCACCGCCUCAGAAAGCACCGCUUCAGACAGCACCGCUUCUUCAUCUACCAUCCCGAUACGCAUUGGCACGGUGCCUUUGCUAGAAUACGUCACGAGUCUGGAUCUAAACAACCGCUUUUGUUGGGUCUUAGUAACGACCUCUUUGCAAUAUUCAGGUUAAUGCUCUGUGCCCGAGUUGCUCUAGAAGCAGAAGCCGGGGACGGUGCUAGGAAUAUCACAUUUCAUCUUCUCAUACCCUCAUACUGCACGCUGGUCAUCCCUCGUUCCUUUGUCAUCCUUGGGAAUCUAUUUCCCUUGACCAUCGAUGGCCAGAUAGCACAAGGGGAAUGCCUGGUCUGGCUGAAUCUUCCUCGAAGGGAUGGGUAUGACCGGCCAGUACUAAACAAUGUCGGCAACUUGGACGAUUUGCCCGAAUCCAGCUGGAAAGAUCUCGCAGUAACUAGUGCUACAAUAACUACGGCUACGGCUACAUGGAUGGUUGCUACUCCAAUCGCUGUAGAGGCAGUGGCCAUUGCAUGCCCUCCCUUGGCCGUGCCUAUUUUCCUCGCUUGCGCCGUUGGCACAGCAUUAGCAACAACCUCGGUGGCGACGGCAGUAGAGAGCGCAUGGGAAGAACCACCACCAGCAUUUCUUGGCUAG
Molecule: messenger RNA, 1134 nt
Organism: Trichoderma breve
Lineage: Eukaryota; Fungi; Ascomycota; Sordariomycetes; Hypocreales; Hypocreaceae
Exons: 1
Coding region: 1-1134 (377 amino acids)
Source: RefSeq, a predicted model, not a curated record